Messenger RNA from Rotaria sordida, 630 nucleotides. The record is from the annotation of a GenBank genome assembly. NCBI's taxonomy places the organism in Eukaryota, Metazoa, Rotifera, Eurotatoria, Philodinida, Philodinidae.
AUGGGAUUUGUGACUCUAAUCUUCUUGUGGAUCAUCGCGUUUGUAGCUGCUGUUAACUGCCAAGGAGGAGGCGGUGGUGGAGGUGGAAGUGGAGGCAUCUUUGGUGUUUUCGCCAUCGUUCUAGUUCUGCCUAUAUACUGUUGUUAUCAAUGUUGUGCAGGUAAACCAAGACGAUCUAAUACAAAAUUUGUUAAUAAAACAACGACAAACGAUGAAGAAAAACAAAUACUUGACAUACAACUUUUUCAAUCAGGUCAUUGGGAGAGUCAAUACUAUCAAUAUAAUAAAUGGCACGGACCUCAUCAAAUUGAACUAUCAUUCGAUAUUCUACUAUCGAAAGUAACAGGAUCAGGAUUAGAUGAUAUCGGUAUGUAUUCUAUCGAAGGUAUCUACUCGACACAGACUCGUCGAAUGGGUUUAAUAAAGAAAUAUCAACUUGGUACGGGAAAUCCAUUAGAAAAUUUAGGACACACUGUUACUAUUCAACUCGAAUGGAACAAAUAUAGUAAUCAAUUCGAAGGCAAAUGGUAUGUACGAACGAAGAAGUUUAAAGGAUCUGGUAAUUUUAAAAUGCAUUUCGACAAACGAAAUCAACAAGCACCAUUCUUAUCGAUAUAUGAAAAAGUGUAA